UCUAUGUGCCGAGCACAGACAAUCUACUGUGUCGAGCGACGAUUGAUUCAACUGAGACAACCUAACUUCCUCGUGGAAAUUAUCGAACCCCACCCUAGAUACUAGAUGAUUGGUUGCUAUUUGUAGAAACUCGACGGAGCCUUUAUGUACUGCUUUGUGAUUGGUGAGAGGCCUUUGCCAAUCUCACAUAAUGCCCACGCUCAAGUUAGCUUGAAUUGUGAAAGUAAUGGAGAUGGAUGACUUGAAUGUGCUCAAUUAUUUAGGAAAUAUAUGGAGUAACUGAUAGCUUCCUGAGAGUCCGAGCGAAAGCAGACAGCAAUAACUGUGGAUUGUGGGAUAGCAUGAUAGUUGAACUGGCCCCACACCAGAUGAGGGAAGAUGUUGGCUAUGGACCAAGGCGUGGUGGAAGAAUGGCUCUCUGAGUUUAAGACUCUACCUGAGACAGCCGUUUCCAGCUAUGCCGCCUCUCUCAGGGAGAAAGGCUACCUGGUGCCUGCGCUCUACAAGGUCGUCCGAGAGAACUACAGCGAUUUGCUGGAGCCGGUGUGUCACCAGCUCUUUGAGUUCUACCGCAGUGGCGAGCCUCGUCUCCAGCGCUUCACGCUGCAGUUCCUGCCCGAGCUGCUCUGGAGCUACCUGUCGGUCGGCGCCGGACGAGACCCCCACUGCUCCGGCUGCAUAGAGGCCCUGCUGCUCGGCAUCUACAACCUGGAAAUAGUCGACAAAGACGGACAGAGCAAAGUGUUAACCUUCACAGUCCCCUCCCUGUCUAAACCGUCAGUAUACCACGAGCCCUCCACGAUUGGCUCUUUGGCCUUAGGGGAAGGUGCAUUCGCCAACCACGGACUGAGUAGGGUUGUUUACAGUGGACCCUAUCUUCAGAGAGAAACGUUCACAGCACAGAACAGGUUUGAAGUGCUGACGUUCCUGCUACUGUGCUACAAUGCUGCUCUCAGCUACAUGUCCACCACCUCCCUGCAGUCCCUCUGCCAGCUCGGCUCACGGGUCAGCAUCUGCGGGUAUCCACGGCAACAGCUGCGGCGGUACAAAGGCAUCAACACACGCAUGAUGGUGACCUCCGAAUUCCUGGUGCAGCUCAUCACGGGCAUCCAUUUUGCCUUGUAUAACGGGGAGUCAGACCUGGGAUCCAAAGCGCUGGACGAUGUUCUGUACCGAGCCCAGCUAGAGCUUUACCCUGAAGCAUUGCUGGUGGGCAACGCCAUCAAGUCCACCACCCAGGGUGCCACCCUCAAGUCCAACAAGGAGGGCACGCGCUGCGCAAUCCAGGUGGAGAUCACGCCCACGGCGCCGCGCAUCUCCCGCAACGCCGUCACCAGCCUGUCCAUCCGCGGCCACCGCUGGAAGAGACACGACGCAGUGGAUCUGGGUUCCCCGGAUGACCUGACGGAGAUCGCAGAGGAGGACGAGGGCUUUUGCCCACGUGCGUUGGUGGAGGGAGGUGGCGGCGGCGGAGGGGGUGGCAACAGCCCCCCCAUCGUGGUGAUCAGCAACAGCUGUGGCGCCACCAGCCCUGCGCCCACACCAGGCAAGCCGGCGGGCAAGAGCCAGAGGCGACUGCUGGGGGGCAAAUCCAAGGACAAGGAGAAGGAGAGGGAGAGGGAGAGGGAGGGGUUGGCUACUCCUGAUCAGCGAAAGCAAGGAGGCGCUGGGGGGCGGGCCGUGACUGAGAACCCGGAGCAGCUGGCACUCAAGCGCCUGAUGCUCACGUCCAGCCAGUCCGUGCCCAAGUCCACCACGCUCAGCCUGUCGCGCACAGCCAGCGCCGUCUUCUCCCGGUCCUUCGAGCAGGUCAGCAACGCCCUUGCCAUCGCCACCGGCAACCAGGGGCACCGCGCCCCAAGCCCCAGCCCCGGCUCUAACCACGCCCCCGCGCUCAACAACCGCUACUCGGCCUGCAGCCUGCAGGAGGAGGGUUUGGGCUUCAUGAUGGGCGGCGGUGAGGACCUGAGCCCCGCCCCCCACCACAAGCAGCCGUCCCCGAGCAUCAGCGUGCAUCUGGCCCCCGACCUGUGAACUUUGACCUAUGAGGUCACGUGGGGCGUGGUCACACCCUUGUGCCCGCCCUCAUCUUCUUGGUAACGAAUCUCACUGUUGCUCUUCUUUGACAAAUGACUUUGCCUUCUUGGUGGACCCAACAUGACACCCCUCCCCUUCAUGGUUCCCCCGUCACAACCUGAAAGUCUGCACUUAACCCCCCCACCCACCCCACCCCACCCCACAUACGCCCCUUGUGAAGAAGAAGAAGAAGGCAAAAGGGGGAAGCUGCUCAGUGUCCCUUCCUGUGGUGGCAUUCAGCCAUAACUGUGGCACCUUAGAGAAAGUUCUCGGUUUUUAAUUGUUCUCUAUCUGUUGAUGGGGUGUGAAUCACUAAAACUGUUUUAAAACAAGACAAAGUAUUUUUCCAAUUAAUUAUUUUCUAAGAAGUCCCCACUCCAGUCAUUGUAACUGUUGUUUUUGUUGUUGUAGGGGACUGUUAUUCAUGAUCUCUUCAUAGUGUCCCCAUCAACUGGUUCGGUAUUGUGGACUGUACGCCAGGCCGUUUAAAGUGUAAUUUUUUUUAAGUGUCAUUGUGUGUGUGGGUGGGUGUGUGUGUGUUUGUGCCCGAAUCUGUUUGGGUGUAAAUGUACCUGAAAGUAUAUAGCCAUGGGUUUACAUUUGGGAUGCUGGUGGGUUGGCUUUGCUGAGCAAAAUUACAAAAACGCAUCAGGUUGUUUUUUGUCUGUUUCUUAAAAGAAUGCGUCAGAAAAGCACAGUAGCGAUAAAUGAUUGCACAGCAUGUUUAAUUAAGCAAUGGGAAAUGGGUCAAUCAAGAAUGACUCAUGUUGCACUAGGCUUAAACCCAAGCCAUCACUAUGUGUCCCCAGUCGAACUUCGAGUCCCCAGCAUGGUUGUGUAAGUCAUAUUUUUACCACUAUUGAUCAACUUUGUUGGGAGAAAUCCACCCAAAUUCACCUCAAAUAUUUAAAACAAAGAUAAAUAAAUAGAAAAAAAAGGCUUUGUUUACAACAGCUGCUUUUCCCAAGAUGCCGAAAGAAGCGCCAUCGGUUAAUUUUGAUCCAGUGAAUAACUGUGAUUUUCCUCCACUGGGCUCGGAGCAGCACGCCCCUGCAGAAAGAAACCGCCUCUCGUCGCGUGGAGGCAGAGAAGGUGUUUGUAUGAUGAUGUUUUCUACGUAUGCUGUACAAACUGUGGUAUUAGGAGAAGAGGAAAGAAAGGUUCCUUUGCAGUAUUAAUAUUGAAAUCAAAGCACAUCUGUUUUUUUUUUUUUUGUUUUUUUUGUUUUUUCUUCUUCGACUUCAAACCAGCACGGCAAGGAGUUCCGAUGGGGAGCGAUGGCCAAGUAUCUCACCCCUUGCAAAAAUUCACUCCAGUUCUCUUCUGCAAAUUGUAUUGGAUCGCCCAUCUUGGAAGUGACUGUGCUCGUAUCAUGUUACUGUGUUUAUAUGAUUGAGUUGUGUGUUUGUGGGAUUGUUUUUAUUGUUUAAUGGGUAAAUUGGACGAAACACUGUGGUACUGUAUGAUUUUCAUGAAAUGGGAAAAUUGGUUAAUUUGAUUUUUGGUCAGCUUUGUCUCCAUAGAAUAUAUAUUUGGUAAGUACAGGGGUGUUUUUUUUUUUUUUUUUUUCUAGUUCACAAUGUGGAAGUAUAACAAUCAUGACUCAAAAUUUUUGUUUACAGAAAUGUGAAAAAAAAUGCUCUUGUGAAUUGUACAUAUUAUUGUACUAAAGUUUUUUUUUUGUUUUUGUUUUUUUGUUCUUUUUGCCUUUUGUCUGAAAGUAACUCAAUGAUAAAGCUUCUCGGAUAAUAAAGUGUUUAUAUUUCA
Molecule: messenger RNA, 3843 nt
Organism: Clupea harengus (Atlantic herring)
Lineage: Eukaryota; Metazoa; Chordata; Actinopteri; Clupeiformes; Clupeidae
Gene: hycc1
Product: hyccin PI4KA lipid kinase complex subunit 1
Biological process (GO): protein localization to plasma membrane; phosphatidylinositol phosphate biosynthetic process
Cellular component (GO): plasma membrane
Source: RefSeq, a predicted model, not a curated record